AUGAGUCUCCUGGAAACACGGCUGCUCAUAAUACGGGAUCGCACAAGACGUGAACUCUGGAACACAAGUGCCCAUGCACCUACGAAAAUUGCCGAAGACAACAGUAAGAACGCCUUAUGUGAUGAACUCAAUGCACCGAUGUUUAAAAUACCCAACCAGCAUGUAGUCAUUGUCGGAGUCGACGCGAAUGCAAAGAUGGGACUCGAACGACGAUCCGUUGUCAUUACCGCAGUAGAUAGUGUAGUCUCUGAUAUUAAUGACGGGCCGAUUUCUGACGCAGCAAACGGCACACAGAGAAGCCUAGACAAGGCGGAGUUGGCUAGAUCGAACAAGUACAGAACUAUGGAUGACUCGUCACUAAUGCCCGACCUUUCUCAUCUCUCUGCUGAGGAAAGAGAAAUUAUUGAGCAAGUGUUCAAGCGACAAAAGGAUGAAGAGGCAAAGGAAGUUCAGCUCACACUGUAG
Necator americanus (New World hookworm) is the source of this 465-nucleotide messenger RNA. RefSeq lists its product as uncharacterized. The coding region runs from base 1 to 465 and encodes 154 amino acids. The record is from RefSeq and is a predicted model, not a curated record. The transcript is spliced from 5 exons. NCBI's taxonomy places the organism in Eukaryota, Metazoa, Nematoda, Chromadorea, Rhabditida, Ancylostomatidae.